AUGGCACAAAAGUACUUCUUAUUAAUAUUAUUCGUAUGUGUACUAUUGUUAUUAAUUAAAGAUGUACAUACUCAACAACCAGAUGUUACCGUUCGAAUCAGUAAUAUGACUCAAUCAAUGACACAAGAUGCAAUACGUAUUACUAAAGAAGCAUUUAUUAAAUUUAAUGGUUAUACAGUAAAAUCUCGUUCAUCAAUUGCUAAAUAUAUUCAUUAUCAAUUCGAUCAUUUACAUAAGCCAUCAUGGCAAUGUAUCAUUGGAAGAGAUUUUGCACUGUCUAUUGCUUCGGAAAAUGAAAAACGUAUUAUACUCGAUGUUGGUAAAAUUACUGUACUCAUUUUUAAAGGAAAAUGUUAA
This is a messenger RNA of Rotaria sordida, 357 nucleotides long. The record is from the annotation of a GenBank genome assembly. Lineage: Eukaryota; Metazoa; Rotifera; Eurotatoria; Philodinida; Philodinidae.